This is a messenger RNA of Sclerotinia sclerotiorum 1980 UF-70, 267 nucleotides long. RefSeq lists its product with no specific name. The coding region runs from base 1 to 267 and encodes 88 amino acids. Gene Ontology annotation, molecular function: carbon-sulfur lyase activity. NCBI's taxonomy places the organism in Eukaryota, Fungi, Ascomycota, Leotiomycetes, Helotiales, Sclerotiniaceae. The transcript has 3 exons. The record is from RefSeq and is a predicted model, not a curated record.
AUGGAAGCUACAUGUCUCUGCGGCACCAUAACCGUCACAAUCAACGAUUUGGAACUUUUUUCUCGUCCAAGGGGUCAUUUAUGUCAUUGUCAGAACUGUAAAAAGACUGCUUCUUCUGCAUUUGGAAGUAACUUCAUGAUCGAGACUGAGAAGGUGACGAUCGAAGGAGCCCAGAAUUUAAGCGUGUAUGAAGAUUAUGCUACCACGAGAGGAAAAUGCGUGAGGAGUAUUUUCGUAAAACAUGCGGGAACCCGAUUCAAUCAAUAG